Messenger RNA from Schistosoma spindalis, 715 nucleotides. NCBI's taxonomy places the organism in Eukaryota, Metazoa, Platyhelminthes, Trematoda, Strigeidida, Schistosomatidae. The record is from the annotation of a GenBank genome assembly.
AUGCGCUCUGGUCGUGCAGCUUGGAUUGGGUUAAAUACAGCAUCAUAUAUUUGUGAAUUGGUAUUUUUGGGUUUGGCAAUUGCAGUACAAAUAUCACCUGAUUGGGCUGUUUACGAUGUUUCAUAUAUUGGUGUUGUCAAUGAUUAUAAUCAAUUAAGUCGCACUCGUGGAUUAUGGAAGCAAUGUGUUACUAAUCAAAUAGUAAGUUCAUCAUACAAUGGUCAAUGUUAUGCUCUGGAAUCUAGUACAGAAUCUGGCAGCUACAAUGGUAAUGUUCAACCAUUAUUAUCAAUGAGAUCAGCUAUAAACGCGCUGCAAAUCAUUACAAUCAUAUUGGUUUUCAUCAUCAUCGUUAUAACAUGUGUCUUCAUAAUCGUGACAUGGAAGAAACCAGAGAAAUUCAAACCACGAACAGCUCAAUAUACUGCUUUGGGUGGAGGUGCCGCAUUAUGGCUUACAGGUUUAAUUUAUUUCAUCAGUCUUCUGAUAUAUUACGAAGAUAUGUCACAAGAAAAUUAUCGACUAGAUACUAAGCUAACAUCAGCCAGAUCUGCAUGGACAACGACUGUUCGUGAUAAUACGGUAUAUUCACCUGGUGGUAUGAUACCUAUGGCUUGGUCAGCUUGUUUACUUAUUUAUGCUGGUAGUAUUUUACAACUGGUAGCAAGUGCUGUACAGCAACCUCCAGUUCGAGAGGGGUAUGGAUUGUAAGAAC